This is a messenger RNA of Cheilinus undulatus (humphead wrasse), 2052 nucleotides long. RefSeq names its product zinc finger protein 32-like. Gene Ontology annotation, molecular function: DNA-binding transcription factor activity, RNA polymerase II-specific; RNA polymerase II cis-regulatory region sequence-specific DNA binding. Gene Ontology annotation, cellular component: nucleus. Bases 60 to 1169 code for a protein of 369 amino acids. Lineage: Eukaryota; Metazoa; Chordata; Actinopteri; Labriformes; Labridae. The transcript has 2 exons. The record is from RefSeq and is a predicted model, not a curated record. Gene Ontology annotation, biological process: regulation of transcription by RNA polymerase II.
GUGAGCAGCUAACCUGUGCUGUUAGGAAACGUGCUGGGGUCUCUGUGUUCGCCGCGGAAAUGUUCAAAACAGAGGAACUGAGAGCUUCUGUCUGUGAGCGACUGAAUGCUGCAGCUGAAGAGAUUUUCACUAUCUUUGAGAAAACUCUUCAGGACUAUGAGCAGACUCUUUUGCGCUCAAAGAUAAAGGACGAACAACAAAGACUGGAAGAGUGGAAAGCCCCCCAGCAGCUUUGUGUCCAGGAAGACGAUGCUCCCUCUGUGAAGGAUCACUGUGCGAGGUCUGAUGUGUGUGAGAAAGACCAGGAGCCACCUCAGAUAAAAGAAGAAAGAGGGGAGCAACUGUGGACCGCCCAGAGCAGUGAAAAUCAGGAUGAGGCUGAUGCCAAAGACUCUGUGUUCAAUAUAAUUUAUGUGCAAAGAUGUGAUGAAGAAGGAAAACAGAUCACAAAUCCAAACCAGUGCUUUCAAAAUAAAAGAGACAGUCUGCCUGGUGAGCAGUUAAAAUCAGAUCCUGAGAGAGAUGGUUUUUGUGUACCCAAGCCAACAGGAGACUGCCAGAAGCGUGGAUUAAGUGAUGAUGAAUGGAGAGUCUCUGGAGGAUUUAACCCUGGUGGUAAGACUAAGAAAUUACAACAAGCUAGUGAGAUAUCAGACAGGCCGCACACCUGCAGUGUUUGUAACAAAACCUUCAGGAUUAAAUCUAUCCUGACUCGCCAUAUGAAGACACACACAGGAGAAAAACCGUACAGCUGCAGCAUUUGUGGCAAAAGCUUCAUCCAGCGCUCAUACCUGCGGACUCACAUGAACUCCCACUCUGGACAGAAGCCACACAGAUGCCGCAUUUGUGGCAGAGGAUUUACACAAGUCGGAAACAUGAAUGCUCACAUCAGAAUCCACACGGGAGAGAAACCUCACAGCUGCUUUGACUGUGGAAAAAGAUUCAGAGAGAAGGCAGAUCUUACCAAGCACAGAAUAAUUCACACUGGUGAGAAACCCUUCAUCUGCACUGUGUGUCAUAUGAAAUUCACGUCUCAGUCUAAUCUGACACGACACAUGAAGACGCACUCAGGGGAAAGGCCUUUUAGCUGCACGACCUGUGGGAAAAGAUUCAUCAGGAGAUCCCAUUUAAUCAGUCAUAUGAAGACUCACACAGGAGAAAAUCUAUAGACUGGAUAUUGCUCCAUGGUAUUUAUUUUAAUUACUUAUAAAACAAUGUGAGUGUAGCAGUGUCAUUUUUACCUUGUCUGAAAUGCAUCUAAUCAUGUGCAAGUCUUUUAUUUGACAAGUUGGUCAUGUAUUGUUUUGCUAUAUUCUAAUUAUUCAAUUAGUUUACGUGCAAAAGAAAUGUACCAAAUUUGGCCAAAUACGUUUAUCAAAGAAAUAAAGCAAGAGGACAUUUUGACCUUGUAAAUUAUUUUAAGUUUGUCACUGAUGCCUGUAGAAUAUUGACAGAGUAUUCAAAAAUUUCUUUAAUAUAACUUUACUCCAUCAAAAAGUAAGUAAUAGUAGCUAACUCUGUUUUCUACCCUCCUGGUGUAUCUCAGCCCAGAGUAACUUUAAUUCUUCAAAAGAAAAAAUCUUGAAGGUAAACUUCAUUCAGAAAUAUUCUGAAACCGACACUUGGAUCUCAUGUUAUGGGUAUGUAUGCAUGUAUUUAUUGACAUGAUCUCCCAGGGUAGAUAUAAAUGCAGGUAUUGUGAUAUAUUGUGAAGUAAUCAGCGUAAUGUCAAUGUUAAAAACUUGCACUAUGGUGAAACUUGAGCCUAGCUCUUCAUUAUAGAGAUCCUGCCACUCCAUGGAACUAAAGUAGAAUGGCAACAACAAGUUGUCACUCUAUUUGGUUGUGACCAGUUCCUUUUGGUUGCGACCCCACUGCAAAUGUCAUGCUGCUGCCCGAGGGCUAGUGAAGGCCUUUUGUGUUGUUUUAAGAAAUUCUAUUUUUAUCUGAACGUAAAAGACAGAAAUGAAAUGCGUGAUAAGGUGUUUCUUAUUAAUGUACAUAGGGGCAGAGAAACAGUCAUAUACUUUGGUUUGUAAACUUCAUUCAUAA